AUGAACACCACUUUCGAGGUCUUUCAGUUUCGUCAGGCAAAGCAACUCGAGGGCGAAUCUGUCGGCCAAUUCUCGAUAAGGCUUCGACUGCUUGCCCGCAAUUGCGGUUUCGCGAACGCCGACGAGGAAAUCAAGAACCAGAUCAUAUUUGCAACGACAUCUUCACGCCUACGACGAGUAGCCCUAAGGCAAGACCUUAACCUUCCAUCACUUUUGAAUCAGGCUCGACUCCUCGAGGAUGUCAACCGAGCAACGACUGCCAUGGAAGGGUCGUCAACAACCACCACGGUUCAAGCAAUCUCUGGACAGCCUCGCUACGGCCAUGCAGGCACGUCCAGAAAUGCCCAACAACCUCGCUGCUUCUCUUCCCGUCUGAAAUAUGGAGGCAGCGCACAACAACGCACCCACGUCUCGCCUCCCCAGUGUUUCCACUGUGGUGCUCCCUGGCCCCACGAGGGAGGACAAGUAAACUGCCCCGCCAAAUUUGCCUCUUGCAAAGCAUGUGGCAGAAAAGGACACUAUGGCAAGGUGUGCCAAUCAGCACACAAGCCUAUCUUCCAGAUUUCUCAUGAUUCUGACUCCGACGAGAGCGUUUAUGCUGUCGGAACUAUAUCACAAGUAUCGCACCAAAACCUCCCAGAGGUUCAUCUGCAGGUCAACAACACCCCUAUAACAUUUCUUAUUGACACAGGUGCUUCAGUAUCGGUCAUUGGAACCUCUACCCUUAACAAGCUUGGAGCACUCACAAAACUCCAACAAGCAGGCACGCGUAUUUACGCCUAUGGAUCGGAUGCUCCGCUACCAAUCAUAGGAAAGCUCAGUGUCACGCUGAAGUACAGGGACAGCGACACAACAGAAGACAUGUUCGUAAUAGAGGGAACCGUGAAGUCACUGCUGAGCUUCGCUGCUGCAAAUAGACUGGGCCUAAUCCAAAUUACUUACGCCAUCCAAGGACACUCACAAAAAGAUGCACGCUCGAAUGGAGAGGUGCCCCCAAAUUUGCUCGAGACCCCACUCGCUGCUUUUCCCGAGUUGUGUGCGGGUGUAGGCAAACUAAAAAACCUCCAAGUACACCUCCACAUUGACAAAGCCAUUGCCCCGGUUGCUCAGCCCCAUCGCAGAAUCCCUUUUGCAGUGCGAAGCAAAGUAGAAGAGAAGAUAAGCCAGCUCUUGGCCCUUGAUAUCAUCGAAGAAGCAACCGGACCUACUCCAUGGGUUUCACCAGUCGUAAUUGUGCCAAAGCCGCACAAUCCAGAGGACAUUCGCCUAUGCAUCGACAUGAAAUGUGCGAAUAGGGCCAUUCUUCGCGAGAGGCACGUCUGCCCUACCAUCGACGACGUGAUCACAGCGCUGAACGGAUCAACACUCUUCACGAAGCUUGAUCUAAAAGAUGGGUACCACCAACUAGAACUUGAUAAUGAAUCAAGAACAAUCACAACAUUUGCAACACACAACAAAUUGUACCGCUACAAACGACUUAUGUUUGGAAUUAACGCAGCUGCCGAGGUUUUCCAGGAAACCAUCCGUCAAGUACUCAACGGCAUACCUCACGUCCUCAACAUCAGUGAUGAUAUACUUGUGUUUGGCAAGACAAAGGAUGAGCAUGAUCAGGCUCUCCAGGCAACUCUCGAAAGGUUGACAGAGAACGGCCUCACAGUUAAUCCAAAAAAAUGUCUCUUCGCACAGAAAGAACUCUGUUUUUUCGGUCACAUUUUCUCUGCUUCUGGAAUCAGAACAGACCCCCAGAAAAUCGGAGCACUAAAAAAAAUGCCGGCCCCUGCCAACGCUCAUGAAGUUCGAAGUCUGCUUGGUACAGUGAUCGCUGCCCUCAGCAAUCCUGCCAGGUGGAACGACCCAGCACUCAGAGAGUUUAUAUCCGUACAGCACGAGCUCUCUCUGACGGACAGCGGCCUACUACUGAAAGGCAAUUGCCUCGUUCUACCGGCUGCUCUCCAGCAACAGGCGAUAUGUCUCGCUCACAUUGGGCACCAGGGCAUCUCCAAAACAAAAGCGCUCAUGAAGCGAAAAGUAUGGUUUCCCCACCUAGACAGCAUGGUACAAACUACUCUUAAAAACUACACUAACAACGUGCCACAGGAAUGGCAACACAAGGAUUACGAAAAUCGAAAGAAGCACAAGAUUUACGCAGAUGAACACAGACAUGCGAGAGCCCACAACUUCGAAGUCGGAGAUCGGGUACUGUGUAGACAGCCUCCGUCGAACAAGCUCACUCCCCCUUAUGACCCGCAGCCAUAUAAAGUGAUCGAAAUCAAAGGGACGAAGCUCAACAACACAUCGACGUGGGGGAGAGACGAGACUUGCAACCCAACGAAGCUCAAAGAUCCAGUGAAGGACCACGUCCGACUCCGGAAUUUGAACAACAGCUCGACGUGGAGGAGGACGAAAGAAACCAGCGAUUCCUUGAAGCCCCCGGCCCUGAUCUAUCAGGAACAGCACGACCGGUCCGUACAAGGUACCCUCCUACAAGACUCAGGGACUACGUCUGCUCCUGAAAAGCGUUUCGCUCUGUUCAUUUCUUUGCUCCUCGGGGGAAGUGAUGUAGUGAUGUAG
Molecule: messenger RNA, 2571 nt
Organism: Ixodes scapularis (black-legged tick)
Lineage: Eukaryota; Metazoa; Arthropoda; Arachnida; Ixodida; Ixodidae
Exons: 4
Coding region: 1-2571 (856 amino acids)
Biological process (GO): proteolysis
Molecular function (GO): aspartic-type endopeptidase activity
Source: RefSeq, a predicted model, not a curated record